AUGCAGGGUAAUAAUAUCUCACUAUUUUCUUCCUUCUCAGUAUUCCAAAAUCAGUUUCCGAUGAAGUGAUUCUUGAUUGAGGAUGUCUGUGCUUAAGACAACCGAAUUCACUUGCAAAUUCUCUUCAUUGGUGGAUAGAUUUUUAUGCACUGAGAAAAGAUGUAGAAACUGCUAUGGGACGUGUAGAAGAGAUUAGGGCCUCUGCCGGUCUGGAGCGUCUACAAGCAGAUCUUGCAGAUUUGGAGGAGAAGGCUGCAGAGAGCUCCUUAUGGGAUGAUCCACGUUCUGCACAAGAGAUACUUUCAGCCUUAACUGACGUGAAAGAAAAGAUCAAGCAGCUCGCUGAAUUUAAGUCCCAGGUGCCAUAUUGGAUAUCAUUGCCCAUCUCUUCAAAUUUCUAAUUAUUUAUGACAGGAAUAAUGUUCAACCUGAAUUUCUGGUUCCGACGUUAGUAUUUUGGGAGAAAAUCACAGACAAUUGCAUUGAUCUCGUUCUGAAAAAUAUGGAUGAAUUUUCUAUCUGCAAAGUUUGGAUGAUCAACUUCUAUUGGGUGUCACUCAUGGGGCAGUUGAUCCAUGAAACAGGUGUGGGUAGGUGAGAAGCCUCAUAGUUUUGGCAAGGGUACUUACAGUGUGUGUUCAACAUAGCACAUGUUUUCUUUUCAUCAUGAAACAGGUGUGAGUAGGUGAGAGGCGUUGGUAGAACGUCGAUAUAACGCAAAGGCAACAUUCAUUGGGCUCUUCUCCUUACCAACACUCGUAUAUUUUUAGUAAUCAUCCUGAUGUCAUCAAUUGCCGACUAUGCGUGUCAAAUUAUUUAGGUGGAAGAGGCGGAUACCAUUAUCAAGUUGACUGAAGAGAUGGAAUCCGUAGAUGCCAGCCUUCUUGAAGAAGCCUCUAAGAUAGUCAGAGAGUUGACCAAAGCAAUGGACCGUUUCGAGCUAACACAGCUUCUUUCUGGUCCUUAUGACAAGGAUGGAGCAGUAGUAACCAUCACUGCCGGUGCCGGGGGAACCGAUGCACAGGUGCCUGUCUAAUUAACUCUGAUGGUCAAACCGUGAAUUUUUUACCAAACUUUUCCCUUUUUCAGCAUGGGUUGCACCAUAUUUCGCAUUUCAUGAUGCUUAGGUCGUCAAUCUUGCAUAAAUUGUUGCAGUGUGUCCAGUGCAGGAUUGGGCUGACAUGCUUCUCCGGAUGUAUGUGAGAUGGGGAGAAAAACAGCGUUACAGGACGAAAGUGGUCGAGAAAUCCAUGGGAGAAGAGGCCGGUAUCAAGUCGGCAACCAUAGAACUCGAAGGUCGCUUUGCUUAUGGGUAUCUAUCUGGAGAAAAAGGGACACAUCGUAUUGUUCGGCAGUCACCAUUCAAUGCCAAAGGUCUCCGCCAGGUAAUUCAUUUCCUCGUGCUUUUAAUUUUUCCAAUAUUUUUGAACAAAAAAAGACAUUUUUUUCACAUCCUUUUGCUCUUGAAAUCUCAAGAACAACCAAUGAGGUUCUAUAUCUUCCAGUUCUCUAGGGAUCCGUUGGCCUUAUUUAUAGCCCUAUUUUUCAAAAAAAUAUGCUUAAAUUAAUUAAAUACCAAUGGAAACUGCUGCUGUUUGUUCUAAAUUAUAGCACUUUCAGAGACACGUACUUCAGAUCUAGAUUAAGCUAUUUUCUCUCAUGACCCAUUUAUUAUUUAUUUAUUUUAAUCACCAUUCAGAAAUAAUUAGGCUAUUUAAUCACAUUUAAAUAGCCUAUAUAUGUCUGCUAUUGCCCAUGCACCUCUAGAAAAAAGGAAUCACCUCCAAAGAACGAGUUAUUCACUGUGGAAAAUGGUUGCGGGAGCUCUUGGCAAGAGUUUUCUGGUAAAAUGAUGGGAGAUCGUGGAAAGUAAUGUGGUCUCUGUGGGAUAUGCAGACGAGUUUUGCUGGGGUUGAGGUGAUGCCUCUUCUCCCCGAGGAGUCAUUGGACGUUGAGAUCCCGGAAGAAGACCUGGAGAUUAGCUAUUCGAGGGCUGGGGGCAAAGGAGGCCAGAACGUGAACAAGGUGGAAACGGCCGUUCGCAUCGUCCACGUCCCCACUGGGGUUACUGUUCGCUGCACAGGUUAGCCACCCCCAUCCUACCUACAUUCACCCCUUCUCUCUCUCUCCCCUUUCUCUCUUAUUCUGGGCCCUCAUCUUCGGUCUCUCUCUCUCUCUUCUUUCUCUCUCUUAUUCUGGGCUCUCAUCUCCGGUCUCUCUCUCUCUCUUCUUUCUCUCUUUUAUUCUGGGCCCUCCUCUCGGACUCUCUCUCUCUCUCUCUCUUCUACCAUUGAAUGAAACUAAAGAUGUGUUUUUUUUUAAAUGGGUAACGCAUAAAUUCAUCAUUAAACUACUUACAUUGUUUUGAGAAAGCGAACCCAGAUAGUGACUUUUCUUAAUUGCUAGCUCUGUUCUUCGACAAAAAAACGAAGCUGAAAUUUACAUGUAACAUGACCUGGAAAAUUUAAUGGCUCCUCGGUGUCCUGCAAUCAUCCAUACCCCUCUCUCUCUCUCUCUUAUUCUGGCCCCCCCCUUUCCGGUCCUCUCUCUCUUAUUCUGCCCCCCCCCUUUUCUGGUCCCUCUCUCUCUCUCUCUCUCUCUCUCUCUCUCUCUCUCUUAUUCUGUGCCCUCCUCUCCGGUCUCUCUCUCUAUCUCUCUUCAGCCAUUGAAUGAAACUAAAAAUGUGGUUUUUCAAAAUGGGUAUGUAUAAAUUCAUCAUCAAAAUGCUUCCAUUGUUUUGAGAAAGCAAACCCAGGUGGUGGGUUUUCUUAAUUGUUAGCUCUGUUCUUCGAACAAAAAAGCGUAGCUGAACUUUACAUAUAACAUGACCUGGAAAAUUUAAUGGCUCCUGGGUGUCCUGCAAUCAUCCACGCCCUCUCUCUCUCUCUCUCUCAUUGGACAGCUCUGUCUUGUGAAGUAUCUCUUCAUCUGAUUUCUAAAAAAAGAAAAAAAAAGGAGCGGGGGAUGGGGAGAAUAUCCAUGCCCCUUCUUCGUCAUUCUUUUCCCACCGUGAAUCCCUCUCUGACACAAAAACCCUCGUUCCAUUGCAGAGGAGCGGUCGCAGCUGGCUAACAGGAUCAAAGCGCUCAGCCGCUUGAAGGCGAAGCUACUGGUGAUCGCCGAGGAGCAGAGGGCCUCCGAGAUCAAGCAGAUCAGAGGAGACGCGGUGAAGGCCGAAUGGGGCCAGCAGAUCCGCAACUACGUCUUCCACCCCUACAAGCUCGUGAAGGACGUCCGCACCGGCCUCGAGACCUCCGACAUCGCCUCCGUCAUGGACGGCGACCUCGAGUCCUUCGUCAAGGCCUAUCUCAAGCACAAGUACACCCUCUCCCUCAACUCCACCCCUCUCAACUGA
Messenger RNA from Spirodela intermedia, 3355 nucleotides. NCBI's taxonomy places the organism in Eukaryota, Viridiplantae, Streptophyta, Magnoliopsida, Alismatales, Araceae. The record is from the annotation of a GenBank genome assembly.